UUGACCUUCACCAUACCUUCAUUCAUCAAUCAUCAUGAGUGUUUUUAAAAAACUGCUGUGUUUUGAAAUAAUUAUUUUUAUAUGAAAAUUAAACAUGAAAUAAAUACAAUCAAUUUACAAUAUCUACAUAAUUUAUAAGCAUUUCCUAUACUUUAAAACAGGCUUUUCCUGAUAACAUGAUCCGUCAAGGCAGUAUUGAUGACAUCAAUGCGCAACAGUUCCUAAAAUUAAACAAUUAUGAAGACACAGUGAGACAGCUAGACAUAUAUUAUGCCAUAGUAAAAAGACAACUACUAAGAUUUCAAAGUCCCAUAACUGGGUUGUUUCCUGUUUUGUCGUCUGAUCUGCACAUUGGCAGUGUACGAGACAGUAUUUACUGUGCUGCAGCUGUAUGGGGCUUGUAUCAAGCUUACAGACGAAUAGAUGACGACAGAGGCAAGUCACAUGAACUUGGUCAGAGUACAGUAAAAUGCAUGCGUGGCAUACUCGAGUGUUGGAUCAAGCAGGCGCCUACUGUAGAGGCAUUCAAAACUCGACAGAGUGCCGCCCAUGCAUUACAUGUGAAGUUCCACCUCACGACGGGUGAACCAGUGCUGAGCGAUGAACAGUAUCACCACCUGCAGAUAGAUGUGAUAUCACUUUACCUGUUGUUUCUAGUUCAGAUGAUCACUUCUGGUCUUCAGAUUAUUUACACACAGGAUGAAGUUGCGUUUGUACAAAAUUUAGUUUACUAUGUAGAGAGAGCAUAUCGGACACCUGAUUAUGGAAUGUGGGAGAGAGGCUCCAAGUACAAUGACGGAAAACCAGAGAUCCAUGCUUCAUCUAUAGGCAUGGCUAAAGCGGCCCUGGAAGCCAUAAACGGGUGCAAUCUGUUUGGUGACAAGGGCGCGUCGUGGAGCGUCGUGUAUGUAGAUAUCGAUGCUCACAACCGAAAUAGAAGCAUCUUCGAGACGAUGUUGCCGAGAGAGUCUAGUUCUAAGGGAGUCGACGCCGCACUUCUGCCAACUAUAUCGUUCCCUGCAUUUGCUACUCACGAGGAGCUACUGGUGCAGUUGACUAAGAACAAUAUUCUCAACCGACUGCAAGGCAAAUAUGGGUUCAAACGAUUCAGUCGGGACGGCUACAAAUGUGUGCUAGAAGACCCUAAUAGGAGGUAUUAUAAUGAAGGCGAGCUGAAGGAGUUCGACGGCAUCGAGUCGGAGUGGCCGCUGUUCUACGUGCUGAUGAUCAUCGACGGUGUGUUCCGCACGCUGCCCGACCAAGUUGAGGAGUACCAGAAACUGCUCAAGUCCAGGAUCUAUAUGGACGAGUAUGGAGAUCCAGUUAUCCCUUGGUACUACUAUGUUCCACGCGAAGGAAUCGAGAAUGAACGGAAUGAGCCAUAUUCCGUACGCAGAAUUCCAGCCAACCAUCAAGGGGAAGGCGAUAAUAAAGAUACGGGCGGGUUGUUCCUCUGGGCGCAGUCACUUUUCGUGCUGGCGCAGCUGUUGACGGGCGGUCUCCUGCACGUCAACGAGCUGGAUCCAAUCCGACGCUAUCUCCCCUCCUACAACCGGCCUAGACGCGCUGGUCGAUACUCGGCUUUCCAGGGAAUAGCAACGGAUCUGGUGGUGCAAGUCGUCCUGAUCGCCGAGUCGAUGCGUCUGCAAGCCAUGAUGGGCACAUAUGGCAUUCAAACGCAAACACCCCACGAAGUCGAACCUGUACAGAUAUGCAGUUCCACUCAGCUAGUCCAUGUGUACCGAGAGCUGGGCGUGUGCGAGAAGCUUAAACUGACCGGAAGACCCAUACGACCUGUGGGUUCUCUCGGUACAAGUAAGAUAUACAGAGUGUGUGGUAUGACGGUGUUAUGUUAUCCGUUGAUAUUCGAGGUGUCGGAGUUUUACUUGUACAGAGACAUGGCGCUGCUGAUCGAUGAUAUUAAGACUGAGUUGCAGUUUGUCGGAAAGUACUGGCGACUGUCGGGGCGGCCCACGGUGUGCCUGCUGGUGCGCGAGGAGCACAUGCGCGACCCGCACUUCAAGCAGAUGCUGGACCUGUUCGCGAUGCUCAAGAAGGGCCACUGCGACGGCGUCAAGGUGCGCCUCGGCCGACUGCAGAACCUCAUCUCCAGCUCCUGUAUUGAGCAUCUUGACUUCAUGAGUCAGGGGGAUUUCCCGUCAGAGAUGUUUACGCAGUUCAAGCAACUGCAGCACGACUACAUCGGCUACCAGUCGCUCACCGACGUGCCGCGAACACUCACGUACAGGGAAGAGACCCUCGACUAUGAGACUUAUAAAAACAGAUCUACACCUGAUGUGGUAUCGGCUUUACGGACAACCAGUAACAUAUUCGCGCAGUGUCAGCUGUGGGGGAUAUUGAUGCAGCGGGAAGGCCCUAUGUAUGAGGUAAACGGUACGAGUGCGCUGGACGCGCUGAAGGGUCUGUACGGCAGCGCGGGCGUGCUGCGGCACUGGCGCGCCGUUCGCUACUGCUCGUCGCUGCUCAGCCACACCGUGGACUCCAUCAGCCCCUUCAUCACCACCGUGCUCGUCAGCGGCAAGCAGCUGACCGUGGGCGUGAUCGGGCGCAAGGAGACGGUGUUCGACAAGCCCAUGACUCCCGGCGAGAUACAAUCAGUCAUGUACUCCACUAUACAGCCUUACGACAUCAUUGGUGCCGUGUUGCAACAGGAAAUCGUGCUUUACUGUGGUCGUCUAAUCGGAACUAACCCUGACAUGUUCCGCGGUAUCCUCAAAAUCCGCGUGGGCUGGGUCCUAGAGGCCAUCCGUAUCUACUUGGAACUUUUCCCUGAAGAGAAGAGAGCUGACGCCACGUUAGAGAGCUUGUCUCCGUAUAAGCUCCGUACGUUACUUCAAAAAGUCCUUACCGUGUCUGAUUGGGCGGAUGAAAAAGGAUUAACACCUUUAGAAAGGCGAAGAUUAGAGGGCUGCUUGUGUCGUGUGCCGAAACAUUUUUACGUGCAAAUAUGGGAUAUUCUCUUGAGAACACCAAAAGGAAUUAUUGUCGAGGGUCACGCAAUCCCCGCGCAGCCGACGCUAGUAAACAUGUCGCGCUCGGAAAUAUCGUUCGCCCUGCUAGUGGAGGAGGCGCUAGUGCGCGUGCCGUCCGCCGAGCGGCGCCAGCUGUGCGUGGAGCUGCUGUGCGUGCUGGCCACCAUCCUGCGCCGCAACCCGGAGCUGUACCUGCAGCAGCCGCUCAACCUCGACCGCUUGCUGGACGACGCGGAGCUCACGUACGCCAAGGACAGACAGGAUAGCGGCGUGGCGGAGGCGGGCACGCUGAGCGCGGCGGCGGCGGGCGUGGCGCUGGGCUACCUGGCGCGCGCCGUCGUCAACAGCGUGCUGCAGGCCGCGGCCGCGCCGCACGCCGAGGGCGCGUCGCACUCGCACGACGCUUGUCUAGUCUCUUAAGCUCUUAAUGAACACGGUCAAAAUGGGUGCCAUUAAAUAUCUACUCGAAUUCCAAUUUUGUGCGCUACGACGAGUAAAAAUUUGCACGUAUCUACAACGUUGAUUUAUUACAAUAUUAUUUCGAGUAUCGAAACAUAACGAAGCAAUCUAUAUUCAGAUUUCAGUUGUUUUAAAGUUAGAAUUCGUCUAUAGUGUCUAUAGCAUACGCCUAAAACAAAAACAUCUUAAAACAAAAACCGUAGUACGCAUUAAAAAACGACUUUUAAACAAUCAUUUUUGAGUCCAUUUUAUUUUGACUUUUAGUUUUAGGUCAACGUUGGCGAGAUGAGCAAAUGUACUCGAGGUACAAGGGUCGACCACAGUAAACAAACAUCGCUUAAUUUGUAUAAGCCCGUUUAAAAAAAUCAAAAUAGCGUCAAAAUCUAUGAUCAUUUAUUUAUACCUUGAAAAUGAACAGAUUUUUAAAUUAUGAUUAAAUUAAAUUAUGAAUGAAUCAUUGUACAAUGCAAUUACAAAUUGAAAUCUUACUUGGCACAGAAGGCUCACUCUGCAGGCUUUUAAAUAAAAGCAACUCUUUUUACGACACAAUAAAGUGCAAUUCAGCUCCUACAACCUGCAGUCUAAAGUUUAAAAAAAACCGCUUUCUUUCGUGUAAACUAGUACUUUCUAAUAUUAUAUCUCUCUGUCGCUCUCUAAUGAGAUUGAAGGGGAUCGGGAGCCGCAUUGCGCAUAGGAAAAUCAAUGGCAUACUGUCAACUGUCAUUUGAAAAUUACAGUUGGCAAAGAAAAUACUUUGCAAAUGAUGAUUUUUUCUACAUUAUUUGACUGUCUUAGAAGACUUAGUGCUUACAAAAUUUAUUGAAAAUAUUUUUUAAGAAUCUAUUGAAUCAAAAUAUAUUUCCAGAUAAGAUGUCCCAAUAUGAAAUUCAUGCCUAUUCUUAGUUGGUAUGCAUACUUAAUUUUUUUGUAUAUCUUUAGUUUUACUAUUUUUGAAAUUGUUUUUUAUAUGAAUAUUAAGUAUAUCUUGAUAUGACCUAUGGAAUUUUAAGGUGCGAUUUUUAUUAAACCAAUUAUAUUGUUAAUUAAAAAUAUUGUUUUAUAAUGUAAGAUUAAGCAAUGUUUACUGAAUUACCUGUAUUGAAUUUGACAAAUUUAUGAAUCCUAAUUUAAAGAUUAGGACUAAUAUAUGACUAUACUAAAUUACUUGGCAGUUUAGCUAUACUGUCCGUUUUGAAUAUAAUAAAAAACAUGUUACAAAAUAUUAUUGUGAUAUUUAUGUUGAUUAUUAAAAUAUACAAUCAAUGCCAUGAAAUAUUUUUUAGUGUAGUAUAAUAUAAUUUGUGUUAUAUAUUUUAAGUUAUUAGAUAAUAAUCAUUCGUUAGUGAGGAUUUUAUAAGCGAAAAGAGAAAAAGAUUUAUUACUUGUAAUUGAAAGGCUGUUUUUCCUUUAUUAUAAGAUCACAGAAUUAUUUCAAAUUAUAUGAAUGUUCAAAUGAAACAA
This is a messenger RNA of Maniola jurtina (meadow brown), 4913 nucleotides long. Its product is annotated as probable phosphorylase b kinase regulatory subunit beta. Bases 177 to 3413 code for a protein of 1078 amino acids. Gene Ontology annotation, biological process: glycogen metabolic process. Gene Ontology annotation, cellular component: phosphorylase kinase complex. NCBI's taxonomy places the organism in Eukaryota, Metazoa, Arthropoda, Insecta, Lepidoptera, Nymphalidae. Gene Ontology annotation, molecular function: calmodulin binding. The transcript is spliced from 22 exons. The record is from RefSeq and is a predicted model, not a curated record.